Rhineura floridana is the source of this 6527-nucleotide messenger RNA. RefSeq names its product polypeptide N-acetylgalactosaminyltransferase 5 (gene GALNT5). Bases 50 to 2944 code for a protein of 964 amino acids. Gene Ontology annotation, cellular component: Golgi apparatus. Lineage: Eukaryota; Metazoa; Chordata; Lepidosauria; Squamata; Rhineuridae. The record is from RefSeq and is a predicted model, not a curated record. The transcript has 11 exons.
AUGCCGAGGGAGGGAAACUGUUGCGCCUGGGCUGCCGCCGCCUCGUUAGAUGAACAAAAUCCGGAAGCUUUUCCGAGGCAGCGGGCGAGCCUUGGCCUUUAUCUUCGCUGCCUCGGUCAUCUGGCUGCUCUUUGACAUGGCAGCCCUCAGGUUUUCAUUCAGCGAGGUCAACACCCAGGUCCUGAAAGAAGAGGUGGUCAGGAGGGAGAGGGAGAGAUUCCGAGCCUGGCGGAACUCAGAGGAGAGCCUCGACGAGUUCAGAGAAGAAUCCGAGGCGCUGCCGCUACCCCCGAGAGGGUUGGGAAGCGACCUUGAGCGGGAUGGUAACAGGAAGCGCCAGGAGGAUGCUGGAGUGGCAGGGGCUGACGGACGGGACAAAGGCAAGAAGAGGCAGAAACUCCUCGCCCAACUGAGGCGCGCAACACCGCCCAAAGCAGCAGCCACCACCACCGCGGACAGCAGGAUUGGCCUGCACGGGACAAUCCCGGUCACGGUGUGGCGCCGGCCUCAGCCCUCCUCGGUUCCCGCGGAGGAGAAAGCGAGGGGGCCAGUCAACUCCACCAGCCGGCUGCAAGCAACGCCGCCUCUUCCCAGGGGGUCUCCACAGAGUCCCUCUGCAGCUGCCGCGGGGCGGCCGCUUGGCACCAGCAACAACUUGACGCGCAGUCGGGCUCCUGCCGUCCGAGGCAAAGCCAUUCCGAAAGUGCCGGAGCCGCUCACGAGGGGAUCCAGGGGGAGGAAGGAGGUUUUGUUUGAAGCUGGAUUAGGGGAGAAAGACUCCCUGGCUGCUGGGUUCCAGCGGGAAUUGCCAACUGGGAGCAAACCUGAGGGGUCUCAGGACAGCCCGGGGCUGGGGCUAGGGCGAGUGCCAGACUUCCCCGCGAAAAGGGCCGGGGGGGUCGCGAGGCUCGGAGACGUGCGUGAAGCGGCAGGGAACUUGGGUUUUCCUGCCGGCAAGUCGGCUCUUUCAGCUGCAGCCCAGGAGGAGAAGCAGCAUGGGAGGUCUCAGGAUGCAACAGGUCCAGGAAAGCUGCCAGAGGAGGAGGAGCCCAGAGUUGCCCGGGCAAAGGAAGUGCCUUGGGCCAACCAAGUCGUUCUUAUAAGCAAGGAGGGAGCGCAGGUGGUUUUCGCGACCUCACAGGCCCUCCAAGCCGAUGCCCGAGGAAACGGAUCCGUGGGAAAGAAGGCACGAGCGACGGCCGACCGGAGCGAAGAGAACCUGAGAGCUACGGCUGCGACCAAGGCGGCCGGUCUGAAGGUGGCGGCGGCCCCACAAGCGAUUCCAGCCGAAAAAGCCGAACUAGGGGACGUGGACGGCGGGGUCGAUAAGGGCCAAUUAAAGGAAAUCGCUGGGAUCCAUUUCACCGAAAAUGCCAAAGUGCACAGAGUGUUGACCAUUGAUAGGACGUUGUCCCCAAGGGACCCCAAAGCGCUGGGUCAGUUUGGGCGCCCCGCUGUGGUCCCGGGUGAGAAGCAAGAAGAGGCGAAAAGGAGGUGGAAGGAGGGGAACUUCAAUGUCUACCUCAGUGACCUCAUUCCAUUAGACAGGGCCAUCGAGGACACAAGGCCCGCUGGAUGUAAAGAUCUUCUUGUCCACAAUGACCUUCCCACCACGAGCAUCAUCAUGUGUUUUGUUGACGAAGUGUGGUCUACUCUUCUGCGCUCUGUUCACAGUGUCCUCAACCGUUCCCCUCCUCAGUUUAUCAAAGAGGUUAUUCUGGUGGAUGACUUUAGCACAAAAGCUUACCUCAAGGACAAAUUAGACCAGUACAUGGCCCAGUUUCCCAAAGUCAGGAUCCUUCAUCUCAAAGAAAGACAUGGUUUAAUACGAGCUAGACUGGCUGGAGCAGAGAUUGCCAAAGGUGAUAUACUGACAUUCUUAGAUUCUCAUGUCGAAUGCAAUGUAGGGUGGCUGGAACCACUCCUGGACAGAAUCCAUUUAAACAGGAGGAAAGUUGCAUGUCCAGUUAUUGAAGUCAUCAGUGACAAAGACAUGAGCUACAUGACUGUGGACAGCUUUCAACGUGGUAUUUUUACAUGGCCAAUGAAUUUUGGGUGGAAGCCAAUUCCUCCAGAUGUCAUUGAGAAAAAUAAGAUUAAGGACACUGAUAUCAUUAGGUGUCCUGUGAUGGCAGGUGGGUUAUUUUCUAUUGACAAGAAGUAUUUUUUUGAACUUGGGACAUAUGAUCCUGGCCUCGAUGUUUGGGGAGGUGAAAACAUGGAGAUCUCGUUCAAGGUUUGGAUGUGUGGUGGGGAAAUUGAAAUCAUCCCAUGUUCCAGAGUGGGCCACAUUUUCAGGAAUGACAACCCCUACUCCUUCCCUAAAGACCGCCUUACCACAGUGGAGCGGAAUUUGGCCCGGGUUGCAGAGGUUUGGCUGGAUGAAUACAAAGAUCUUUUCUAUGGACACGGUUAUCACCUCAUCCAAAAAAACCUGGACGUUGGGAACUUGACUCAGCAGAGAGAACUGAGGAAGCGGCUUCAGUGCAAAAGUUUCAAAUGGUAUCUGGAGAACGUCUACCCUGACUUAGACGCCCCCCUUGUUAAAGCUAGCGGGCUGAUUAUUAAUAUAGCAUUGGCUAAAUGCAUCACUGUGAAUGGAUCUAGUCUGGUCUUUGAGACAUGUGAUGUUAAUAACAAGAACCAAAAGUUCAACUAUACUUGGCUGAGAUUGAUCCAGCAUGGAGACUCCUGCAUGGCAGUGACUGAUGCUAAAGGGACACUGGGCCUGCACCCUUGUGAUAAACGAAACAAUAGCCUGAAAUGGUUGCAUAAAUCACUGGUAGCUUUUCAUCAGGAACUUAUGGAUCACGUUGUUUUAGAACACCUUCCACGGGCCACAUGUUUGGAAGUGGAUCAGUCUCAGGAAGGCCUGAAGGCAAACAUUUGUUCCUCCUCCAAUCUUUAUCAGAAGUGGCAGUUUGGAAAUUAUUAUGCUGACUGAAGAAAAAGAUGAGCAAGCUGGACAGGAGAGCCGCUUUGUAUUCCGGUGAUUUUAAAAGUGACAGCUGUGAAACUUCUGAUAGCAGCAAGUACAAAACUGCCAGUUCCCUUCCAAGCCACAAUUGAAGCCUGUCACUUUUAAAGAAGCAUAUGACGAAAACAGAAGAUGGAGCAAGAGAACAGCUGGUUUAAUGUGGAUUAAUAAUGCAAGCCAGGCACACUGCCCCAAAGGACACCUGGCAGGAAUCUGACGGGGGCAGGGGAAUCAUUGAUUUACAUGCUAAAACGUAACGCAAACUGUAGGGCUCAGCGCUCUGUUUGGGGCUUUUUUAAAAAAAGUGACUAAUUUCAUUGGUCUCUCUCGUCUCCUACAUUUAGAAUGCCAGCCUUGAGAAUUACAUGUCUAAAACCUGCAUCUCCAAAUGCACGGCCUGAGUACAGGAGUCGACAGCUACCAAACUGGAUUGAUUGUGGCUGCCAGGAGAAGACGCAGCCCGCACUUCAAGGCCAUGGCAAAAAUCUGAGUUUAUUAUGGGGGGUAGGAGAAGGGUUGAAAAUGUCUUACAAGACAAGGAGGGCAGGCACAUACAUAUCUGAUAUUUAAUAAGUGAUUAUAACUAAUGCUCUAGGCACAAACACACACACACACACCUUUUAAGCAAAUUAAUCUUGACUGUUUCCAGAAGCAGACGUUGGGACCAAGUUUUGAAUAUCCUUCCUCCCCCAGCCAUGAAACUCUUUCCCCUCCUCCUAAGAACAUUGAAAGUGGCUCCCUUGUUCCAAGCAAAUGCACAAUUUGCAUGUCCUCUCCCUGUAUGUGAAGAGGAGUGUGUGUUGGGUGAAGCAUUCAGUUCUCCCACCUGCAAUCUGUAGUGGCACAGUCCAGCAACAGAUUCAAUAAGUGAGGCUGUUGGCUGUGGUCUGUAGGGAUUUUCAGGUGUAUUCCUUGGCACAUUUAAUCUUUGUGCACAGGAGAAUGUGGGGCCUUGCCCUGACCUCCAAUAUCCUUGCAUUCAAUAUUUCAUAAUCAAACCUCCAACAUCCAUGCACAUCUAUAAGUGUCAGUGGGACUGCUCUGGAGUAAGAGGCUUGAGGAUUAGCAUUCUCUGUCUCAGAACAUCACACUGAAGCUGUACCUCACAAUACAAGCUUCAAUGACAGCCCAGCUUUCAUCAUCCAUAAUGUUUACAGUCUUUUACAAGUCUGUUUUAUGUCCAAGAGAGCCUCUGUAUAAUGUUACCAUGACAUCAUGUAUCAACACUGACAAUGUUUGACAAGUUGAGCCUGCCAAAAUAUUGAUUUGCCUAACAGACUUCACAGUCAGCUUCAUUCCCAACUGUCUUUCUGAUUCCCUCCCACCCAACCCCAUCUUUCAGUAUUGCUACCCUGCAGUCACCAUCAGAAAAAUUACACAGAUAUUGUCUGUGCACUCCUGUUUGAUCAAGAGCAUGAAUUUCAUUACAUUCUGUGCACUGACAUUCCAUCAUUUGUCAUUUAGCAGGCACAGAGUGGCCAUAUGUCAUAGUCACAUUGCAUUUCCCCCAUGCCAUUUGUAAAAUGUUCACUUCAGUCUUAGUUUUGCUUAUGCUUUAAAGAGCAUUUUGUGUGUUCCCUCUGGACUGUUGGCACCUUCCCAAAAAUGUAGUAUUAGGAAAAACACAGAGAUUGUAACCAAACAGCCUUUUCUUGCAGAAAUGAGAAUCAUGUUGGCUAAAUAUAUGUAAAAUAUUCACAAUAGUCUUUGAACAAGAUGAGAUCUCCUAGAACCCACAAUAUAAGAACAUGCACCUGUGUCAUUCCUCCAUCCCAGUGUUCACGAUGCAAAUGGAAAUGACUUCAAAUAAACGUGUCCACCAUUUACAGUGAACCUUAUAUCCUAGCUUGGGCAGCUCUUACAAGCAGGGAUAAGGUACCACCUAUUUUGCAGCCAUGCACGGCGUUGACUUUUUUGGUGAUGGAAGGUGGGAAAGGGCAAUCAUUAUAGACUUUCAGACAUCAAAAACAAAAUGGAAAACUGAUGCCAUGUUUGGAAGCAAUACAUGACAGUAAUGGGUACAAAAUUCCAGUGGUCCAACACUUACUGGCAACUAGCUUGCACAAGAGGGCAGGAAGGAUAUUCUGUCACCUCUCCCUAUGCACAUUGCUGGAAGGAAGAGACCAAAUCAAAACACAGCAGUGAGGACUGAUCCCCCUCUCUCUGUCCUCAAAGCUAUCUUCUAGAAAACCAGACUGGCCCCCAAGUUUUGCAAGUGUUUGUGCACCCCUGGUCAGAAACAUGCCAAGGCUGCCUUGUGUCCACUUUAGCCUAGGCUCCCUGCACCUAUCUCCAUAGGCCCAUGAGAGCAUCCAAAUUUCUGAGAAUUAAUCAAAGCAUUAUAUGUGUGGCCAACAGCCCCUUUCCCUUUCUUUUAAGCAUUAAUGGAGCUGUGUGCACAAUUAACCAGUUCAUGCAAGCUUUGCAUGCACAAAAUGCAAUGCCUAUGUGUGUGGGUUUUUUGGAGUGGGUGGGGCAGAUAUGAAUAAACACUUUUUUGAUGCCAGAAUGAUAUACUACUUUAAAAAAUGAGGUUUCCACCUGUGCAAUAGUGACCUUGUGAUUAUCUAACCAAUAUAUGGGCUAGCACUGUCAACUUUAACAAUAUCCCACUUCUCCAGAUAGGUGAUCAGUGCUGUUAACCUUGACAGUAUCAAUCAUCAGCUUGUUGCCGCAUACCCAUUCUCAAUCCAGUCUGAAGCUCCAUUAAAAUUAAUAGGAUUUUGGUUAGAGGCAGCUGACUUGUCCCCUUGGUUCCAAUGUAACUUAAGCCCAACUACAUUUUCUCUGGACUCAGCCACGUUUCCCACUCCAGUGUCAAGAAUUACAUGUGAAGCCCAUCCAUUUGUGUAUGCAGAAAAAGACAAUGUGUGAAGCAAUCCUGAGAUGAAAGCAUCUAUCUUUUUAAAAUAAGGAGCGUCCUGUUAUUCAAAGGUUAGUACUUCGCUAAACUAAGAAAUCAAGGGCCUGUAGUGAUGCUCUUCUUCUCUAUCUACAUAAUCUGCAAGGGAAUCACGGCCUUUUAAGGAAACUUGAACAUUUUUCUGUGUCACUGAAACAGCACAAGUAGGUGCAUUAGUGACCAAACUCUUGAUUGCACCCAGUUGUGUUAUCUUUUAUUUAAUACAGAUUGAUCCAGAUGUAAUUUAAUGAUGAAUCCUGUAAAUGUUUCAGUCUCAAAGUUAAAAUUCAUUUGUUUUAUUUUAUUAUCUUGGGGCGGGUGGAAUCUGUAUAAGCAUCCAGUGAAAAAAUGUGCAAUGACUUUUUGGGCACACCUGUCCACUGUGAAUUUUAAUUAUGUAUUAUGCAAUGUAUAUAGCUCAGAGAUUAUCCCCCAUCUGCAUACAAACUCAAAGGGUGACUUAAUUCCUUAUUAUUUUAAACAGGCUGUAUAUAUUUUCAAAUGUGAGCAGAUGACUGUUAUAUAAUACAAUUUGUGGGGUUUGUGUUUUCAUAUCCUUCCUAUCUUUUCUUCAUUUUGUUCCGUUAUCUAUAGGUAGCAGCAGUAAUUCUACAGUCUGAAGAUUGUUAUGUAUUUCAAACAAAAAUG